Molecule: messenger RNA, 1811 nt
Organism: Neodiprion fabricii
Lineage: Eukaryota; Metazoa; Arthropoda; Insecta; Hymenoptera; Diprionidae
Gene: crim
Exons: 3
Coding region: 173-640 (155 amino acids)
Biological process (GO): regulation of synaptic transmission, cholinergic; sleep; positive regulation of voltage-gated potassium channel activity
Source: RefSeq, a predicted model, not a curated record
GUUCACCGUCUCUGUUCUCAUACCUCUAUGACUGCCAGCGGGCUGGGAGCGUCGUGCGAUUCACAACAAUAACUGUGGUUCAUAGUUGGUAGGGUGUGGCGUGUUUGGUGUUUGACGCAGGCUUUAGCCAAUUCAGAUUUACAUUUAAAUUUACACGAACUCUCGGCGAAUUAUGAGUAACCGUAACGUGAUUACUCUUGCCGUCCUGGCGCUGAUCGCGGUUGAAGGAAACGCGCUGUACUGCUACAGGUGCAACAGCAACAGCCCAGGAUGCGGAACACCUUUGAACUGGCUCUGGUACUGGGGAGAAACCUGCCCCGAGUACGACGACAAGUGUGUGAAGAUCAUCGAGAGGAAAGGAGCCGAAACGAUUCUGACCAGGGAAUGUCUGAGUUCGGUACGCGGAUUCAGGACCGACAUACCCGCCGACAAGUACGAGGGCUGUAGGCCAGCUGCAAAGGAUGUCAGACUCGGACAUUACGUUAAUAACUCGAUUACUCAGCUGGAUAUACACAGGGAUUAUUACGACGAGGUGACGUGGUGUUUUUGCUACUUUGACCACAGAUGCAACGGAGCUGCCGGUCUCACAAUCUCCGUCAGUUUAUUGGCCCUGAUUUAUUUCGCGAGAGGCAUGAUAUAGGUUUAGAUGCAGCUCUUUUAAGAAAUUUUUUUUAUUACGACUAUGAUACGAUCACGCUAAACAAGUCGGAAAUUGACCUUCUAUAGAGUCUUGGUUAGACUACUAAACUAAAUAAAUAGACUACUAGACUAAAAUAAAAAUCAAUCACAAAUAAAAUUAAAAUGUCGCGGGGAAAAAAACAACGCAUACAUCCAGAUUCUUUGUUUAACGUGGGGAGACCGUUACCAACCGUAAGAGUAAAAUUCUGUCUGUUCAAACCUACGCGUAUCUCGACCCGUGUGAAUAAAUUCUCUACUAUGACAUUGUUGAAAAUCACAAUUAAUUAAUUGGUUAAUUAUGUUAAUCAUUUUUUGUGUUUUUCUUGCCUUUGUCUUUUUGUUCAAUAUUUUUUUUUUCCUUUUUUCUUUCUUUCUCAUUGUUCACACACACACACACGCGUUGCCCAAUCGUAAUUAUCGUUAAAACUCCAUCCAGUUUUCAGUUUAUCAUUUAAAAUAUAAUAUAAUUCACCGUCGCUUCCGUCGUGCGGAUACAAACCAACUAUCCCAUAAUGUCCAGCAUUUGAACUAACCUUCGUUAAUGAUACCUUUCCAACUUUUUUUUUUUUUUUUUUUUUUUUUUUUUUUUUUUUUUUUUUUAAUAUAGUCUUGGUUAGACUACCUUGCAGUAAUUAAUAUAAUCAAUUUCGACUGUCAACAAUUGCCGUCCGUAGUAUUUUAUACUCAAGCUACUAAGUAAGAUUAUACUUUGUUUUAUAAUAAUAGUGACUAAGUAAAAGAAAUUUGAAUUAGUUUAAAGUGCCUUUUGUCACAUGACAACUAACAUUCGAAGGGAUCUACUGUACUCUCCGUCCAUAAAAUAUUCCCAGUUUAACACGUUUUGUAUUAAAUCUUUAUAGCUUACGUUAUUUUGUAUAUACUCCAUAAGAAUCUGAGUAGUACAUAAGCAUAAUUGUAGUAUAUUUAUUGUAUCUAUGUAAAUGAAAGGAUUUUUAUCACUGUAGACAGUGAAAGUGUCUACAUCAACGACAAACAUUCAAUAUACAUAGAUCUGAAUGCGUUCUAGAAACGCCCUGGUAUCAUAGUCAUCGAUUUUUAUAAAAUUACAUAUUUUUUCACUCCAAAUUGUGUUCUCAACUACUGUAAGAUAUAAUAAACGAUAGUUGAGGUGA